Molecule: messenger RNA, 2203 nt
Organism: Patiria miniata (bat star)
Lineage: Eukaryota; Metazoa; Echinodermata; Asteroidea; Valvatida; Asterinidae
Product: mediator of RNA polymerase II transcription subunit 15-like
Exons: 20
Coding region: 125-2158 (677 amino acids)
Biological process (GO): regulation of DNA-templated transcription
Molecular function (GO): transcription coregulator activity
Source: RefSeq, a predicted model, not a curated record
UUUUUUAAGUAUUAAGUGGCGCUUGCAGUGCACGCUGAGCUGUGUCAGUGUCAGUGACGGUGAGUGGGUGUAUUUUCACCAAUAUUUCCCACCAAAAAAUAAGUAAUUAGGGUGACCAUUUACGAUGUCAAACAUGAUUCCCACGCCGGGAAUUGGUGCUGUGUACCCUGGGAAUGAAGACGAGUGGAAAACGGAGUCAUUCAGGGCAAAAGUCGUCGCGCAGUUUGACGAUGAAGUGCAUAAGACAGGUAAUCCAACCACCAAGUCCAGCAUUGAGAUGGAGAAUCAUGUGUUCCAAAAAGCCAAAAAUAGGGACGAGUACCUCACACUGGUUGCGCGGUUGAUGAUUCAUAUGAGAGGUAUAAACUCCAGGAAAGAAGGAGCUCAGGGAAAGAUGCAACAAAUUGGAGGUGGAGGACAAGAUCCAAUGGCGGCGCUGCAGGGGCUGACGUCAAUAACCAUUCUAGGGGCCCGACCUGGUCAGCAAGGGACGCCUCCCCCAGGACAACAGCAGAUGACGCAGAUGAUGGGUGCCAGGCAGAUACAUGGCACUUCAGCAAGCCAGCUAACAUUGCAGCAACGUCAGAAACAAAUUCAGCUGCAGCUGGCGAAACAGCUGUCGGGAACGGCUAACUCGCCUCAACCGCAAGCAGCUUUCAUGGCUGGUGGACCACAACAGGGGAUGAAUUCUCCCCAGGUGGGGCAGCAGAUGGGGUCCAUGCAGCCUGGCCAGCAGGGCCAGAUGAUCCGAGGACAGCAACCAUUCAAGCAGCUGCAGUCUCAGCAGAUGCAGCAGCAGCUGCAGCAGAUGCAGGGACCUGGUGGCACACAGCAUGUCAGAGGGCAGCAAGGAUUCAAGGCAUUUCAGCAACAGCAGCAGCAGCUUCAACAGCAACAGAUCCAACAGCAGCAACUGCAGCAGCAGCAACUACAACAGCAGCAGCUGCAGCAGCAGCAGCUGCAGCAACAGCAGAUUCAGCAGCAGCAACAGAUGCAGCAGCAACGCCAACAACAGAGCACGCAACAACAGCGGCCACCGGCCUCACCAUACGGUGGCUAUAGCUACAUGUCCCCACAGGCGCCACCCAUGUCCCCAUUUGGCGCUGGCCAGGCUUUUGUGAUGUCCCCACAGGGCCCACCAACGUCCCCGUAUGGGGGCCAACACUUCCUGAUGUCACCACAGCCGAUGACCCAGCAGCCAUCACCAGCCUCUCAGCCUGCAAGCCAGGGGUCCCAGCCUAUGCCGUCUCCAGCCAGUUAUCUUCAGCCGUCCCCGUCACCACAGCAGCCCUCCCCUGCCGGUUCUCAGCGCGGUCCACCCAGCGUCCCGUCCCCAAGUGGUCCCUUGAACACACCAGGUAACCCAGGCUCAGUUGGCCCCGUGCCAAGUCCCGGCAAAGCUCAAGCAGCAGGACAAGGGUACGAUCAGCAGGCCUACGCCGAGAAACGCAAGCAGAUGUCCAAGUACAUCCAGCCCACAAAGAAAGCUAGCAAGGAGGAGGAAUUCCGUAAAGACAUGGGUGGUAAUAAGACCAACAGCCUGGAUCCUAAUAAAAUGUCGACAGUCCCUACUGCCCCUACCUCCAUGCCCACAGCGUCUACCACAGUCAGCAAGUCGAGGAAUAUCUGCACACCGCUGUACGAAGCUAUCAUGCUGAGUGUCAAAUCACCCACACUGAAUCACUCCCUACAGCGGACGUUCGGCCCCGGAAUGACGGCAAUACAUGGCCCACCAACCAACUACCCUACCUCCACGCCCCCAGCCAAACGUCAGAAGACAGAGAGUGACCCCCAGACGUUCACCGUGCCAAACAUCGUGCAGGGAGAAGUGGCCAGGCUAGCCUCCAAGUUCAAAGUCAGCUUAGACGAUGCGCAUCACCUCGGUGGUAGUGAUGUACACCUCAUAUGUAAACUAGAGGAUAAGAGGCUGCCGAGUGUACCACCCAUAGCCGUGACCGUUCCCCACAGCUACCCUGACGUCAGCCCACAUUGGGAUACAAGCACACGGGAAUACAAUCAAACACCGUUCCUCCAGUCAGUCCAGCAAACCCUCUCAUCUCAGCUGAAGAGAAUGCCAGACAGAUUCUCUCUGACGCAGAUGCUGGACGUCUGGGAGAUGUGCAUACGCAAGUCUUGCCUCAAUGCCAUCUCUGCAUAAUUUAUUAUCAGCACACCCCCCUCCCCCAUCAUGCAUACCCCCCCC